Molecule: messenger RNA, 1343 nt
Organism: Quercus robur (English oak)
Lineage: Eukaryota; Viridiplantae; Streptophyta; Magnoliopsida; Fagales; Fagaceae
Product: ribulose-phosphate 3-epimerase, chloroplastic
Exons: 10
Coding region: 195-1043 (282 amino acids)
Biological process (GO): pentose-phosphate shunt; pentose-phosphate shunt, non-oxidative branch; carbohydrate metabolic process
Cellular component (GO): cytosol
Molecular function (GO): D-ribulose-phosphate 3-epimerase activity; metal ion binding
Source: RefSeq, a predicted model, not a curated record
UUAAACUCAAUGUUGAAAGAUUGGUGGGUGUGUUCUUCAAAAAAGAAUUGGUGAGUGACCAAAAAGAGAGAGAGAAAGAGUGAGAAAAAAACCAAACUUUCUCUCACUACCUAACCGUUGAGGCCUCAGAGAGACGCCUAUUCAUAUAUACAAAGAGAGACACACAGAGAGUUACAAAGACAGAGAAGAAGAAAAUGUCAACAGCUUCAUUGUGUUCAUCAGUCCAAUCCCAGAUCAAUGGGUUUGGUGGGGGUCUUAAGCUUCAAAAACAGUCUCUUUCUCAACCCAGCUCACUCACCUUCACAAGGAGAAGAUUUAGUACUGUGGUGAAGGCUUCAGCUCGGGUUGAUAAGUUUUCGAAAAGUGAUAUCAUAGUUUCUCCAUCUAUUCUCUCGGCUAACUUUUCAAAGUUAGGAGAGCAGGUAAAAGCAGUUGAGUUGGCUGGUUGUGAUUGGAUUCAUGUUGAUGUCAUGGAUGGUCGUUUUGUUCCAAACAUUACAAUUGGACCUCUUGUGGUUGAUGCCUUGCGUCCUGUGACAGAUCUUCCUUUGGAUGUACAUUUGAUGAUUGUGGAACCCGAACAGCGAGUGCCAGAUUUUAUCAAGGCAGGAGCCGACAUAGUCAGUGUUCAUUGUGAGCAAGCUUCCACCAUCCAUUUGCAUCGCACAGUUAAUCAGAUAAAAAGUUUGGGAGCCAAAGCCGGAGUUGUCCUAAACCCGGGCACUCCACUAACUGCAAUAGAAUAUGUCCUUGAUGUGGUUGAUCUGGUCUUGAUCAUGUCUGUAAACCCUGGGUUUGGUGGGCAGAGCUUUAUUGAGAGCCAAGUGAAGAAAAUCUCAGACUUGAGAAGAAUAUGCGCAGAGAAGGGAGUGAACCCAUGGAUUGAAGUGGAUGGUGGAGUUGGUCCCAAAAAUGCAUAUAAGGUUAUAGAGGCGGGAGCUAAUGCUCUAGUUGCUGGUUCUGCUGUCUUUGGAGCCAAAGAUUAUGCUGAAGCUAUAAGAGGAAUCAAAGCCAGCAAAAAGCCUGUAGCUGUUGCAGUGUGAAAUGACCUCAAGAAGAUCAUAUUUAAUGCAACUUGCGAUACUGUAUUCUUUAUUUCCAUACAAUACGCACAAAUCAAUAAGCAGCGUACUGCUAGCUUCAAGUUGUCAGAUGUGCUAUAAUUUCCUGCAAAUUCUCUUUUCAUCGGCGAUAAAGUUCUAAGAAAUCCAAUAUGCAGUGGGAGUACCACUAUGGGGCAUUUUAUGUAUACCAUAUCCUUUACAAGGAUUAAUAAUUCAAACUUACGCAAAACCCUUUGCUCUGUAACAAAUCAUUAGUUCUAUUAACUUCCUUUUCUGUAA